AUGCGUCUCUUCUCACUCGUCUUCUUCCCAGUCUGUGCGGCAUCAAUCAUCUCAACGGGCUCAACCAUUCUCCUGAAUAAUGUUCCAUACUACAUAAACCCUCAUUUCGUAGGAAACGUCGCCCUUGAGGCCCAUGCACUUGACAACAUAGACUGCGUCUUUGGCUUCGCUCCGGUCUCUGUUCUGCCUCCAGGAACACAGCCAGAUGACAUCUCCACUAUCUUUUCAUCCUGGAACUCUACCGAUGAUGUAUUCCAGCCCGGAUUUUCACAGCUGAUACUCAACGAAACACAGACCUUGAGUAACUCAAUCACGCAAAAAGUGGAAGUCACUGGUCAAGGCACUUCGACAGUGGCCAGCUAUAUGGCAGAUUCCACAGUGUCUGAGGGCCCGUACUUUUUAGAUAAAGCAACCGGCAAUCUGCACCAGGCCUACCGACUAUACGACGAUUUUGCCGGAGCCUUUACUGAGGCAUUGCUAGAUAACAAUGACGGCACUUUCCAGGUCUUGUCGGCCAAGGUUGCCGGCUCCGCCACAUCAUCCAUCGGUGUGCCCUCGCGAUUGUACUACAAGCCGUCAAAGGAGAGGCCACUUGCUGGCGUCCGCAUCGCCGUCAAGGACAUAUUCUCGCUGACAGGCGUCAAACGGUCCAACGGUAACAGGGCGUGGUACCAUUUAUACCCGCCGAGCAACGUCACUGCAUUUGCAAUCUCCAGGCUCAUCGAGGCGGGUGCUAUCAUUGUGGGCACGCAAAAGCUGUCUCAGUUCGCGACGAGCGAGGUUGCUACCGUUGAUUGGGUCGACUACCACUCGCCCUUCAACCCCCGAGGCGACGGCUACCAGGAUCCCUCCUCGUCGAGCUCCGGCGCCGGUGCGUCUAUGGCAUCGUACGACUGGCUCGACGCCGCCGUGGGCACAGACACGGGCGGCAGCAUACGAAGUCCUGCAGGCGUCAGUGGCGUCUUUGGGAACAGAGCCUCGCAUGGUCUUGUCAGCUUGGACCAUGUCAUGCCCCUUUCCGAGCCCUUGGAUACCGCUGGCUUCCUUGUUCGGGAUCCGGCGCUAUGGGAGGAACUGCAGGCCGUCAUGUACGGGUCCAAUUACACCUCUUUGGCCAGCUCGCAGCCAAAGUACCCUGUCAAAAUCAUGACCGUGACAUACCCAGACUCCAGCACCGAGGCAGGCAGACUUCUCAACAAUUUUGCCGCAGCGCUGGCCAAGUUCCUAGGCGGCAAUGUAAGCACCUUGGAUGUAGCCAGUGCCUGGACCAGAAGCAAGACGAACCCUUAUGCCAAUCUCAACUUUACCGAGUCGUUCAACAUCACCUACCCAGUACUUACAGGCAAAGGCCAAGACAACUUGACAAAUCAAUUCUUCGCCGACUACGCAAGUCUUCAUGACGGCCGCCGACCAUUCAUCAACCCAUCCCCACUCGCGCGCUGGGCAUGGGCUGCCAACUACUCAUGGGAUGAAGCAUUGCACAACAAGACCAUGUUUGCAGACUGGUUCAAUGGUGAAAUCCUGCCUCCAGUCGAUGAUCCGCUCCAAUGCUCCUCUUCCCUCAUUCUAUAUGCCGGCAAGACAGGCACGCAGGCCCCGAGGAACCGGUAUGAUAUCGCUCCUCCCUUACCCUUCACGGGUUUCUCAGCAGCCCGCAUGUCCGUCUUCUCGGGCUGCCCAGACUUUAUAUAUCCCGUAGGCGAGGUGUCGAAACUCAGUAACCUGGCGAGCCAUGAUGAAAAGCUGCCUGUUGCAGUGGGUAUUCUGGCUGCGAAGGGCUGCGAUGGACUACUCGCUCGGCUGACGAUGGACCUGGUGGGUGAAGGUAUCUUGAAGAUUCCGCAGGUUGGUGGUAGCAUGAGCGGUGAUCCAAUUCUUUUCUAA
Molecule: messenger RNA, 1884 nt
Organism: Clonostachys byssicola
Lineage: Eukaryota; Fungi; Ascomycota; Sordariomycetes; Hypocreales; Bionectriaceae
Source: the annotation of a GenBank genome assembly